AGUGCGGUGUUUGUCUACCCCGGACUGACGGGCGGCCUGGCGGUGAGCAGCGGCGGCGGCGGCGGCGGGGAAGAUGGCGGCGUCCUCCCUGGAGCAAAAGCUGUCCCGCCUGGAAGCCAAGCUGAAGCAGGAGAACCGCGAGGCCCGGAGGAGGAUCGACCUCAACCUAGAAAUAAGCCCCCAGCGGCCCAGGCCCAUUAUUGUGAUCACUCUAAGCCCUGCUCCUGCCCCGUCCCAGCGAGCAGCCCUGCAGCUCCCACUGGCAAACGACGGGGGCAGCCGUUCACCAUCCUCAGAGAGCUCCCCACAGCACCCUACACCCCCAACCCGGCCCCGCCACAUGCUGGGCCUGCCGCCAACCUUCUCCACACCCCGCAGUAUGGAGAGCAUCGAGAUUGACCAGAAGCUGCAGGAGAUCAUGAAGCAAACAGGGUACCUGACCAUCGGGGGCCAGCGUUACCAGGCAGAAAUCAAUGACUUGGAAAACCUGGGCGAGAUGGGCAGCGGUACCUGUGGUCAGGUGUGGAAGAUGCGCUUCCGGAAGACAGGCCACAUCAUUGCUGUCAAGCAAAUGCGGCGCUCGGGGAACAAGGAAGAGAAUAAGCGCAUCCUGAUGGACCUGGACGUGGUACUCAAGAGCCAUGACUGCCCCUACAUUGUUCAGUGUUUUGGCACCUUCAUCACCAACACGGACGUCUUCAUUGCCAUGGAGCUCAUGGGCACAUGUGCAGAGAAGCUGAAGAAACGAAUGCAGGGUCCCAUUCCAGAGCGCAUCCUGGGCAAGAUGACUGUGGCGAUCGUGAAAGCACUGUACUAUCUAAAGGAGAAGCAUGGUGUCAUCCAUCGUGACGUCAAACCCUCCAACAUCCUGCUAGAUGAGCGGGGCCAGAUCAAGCUCUGUGACUUUGGCAUCAGUGGCCGCCUUGUUGACUCCAAGGCCAAAACACGGAGUGCUGGCUGUGCUGCCUAUAUGGCUCCUGAGCGCAUCGACCCUCCAGACCCCACCAAGCCUGACUAUGACAUCCGAGCUGAUGUUUGGAGCCUGGGCAUCUCAUUGGUGGAGUUGGCAACGGGACAAUUUCCCUACAAGAACUGCAAGACGGACUUCGAGGUCCUCACCAAAGUCCUGCAGGAAGAGCCCCCACUCCUGCCUGGUCACAUGGGCUUCUCGGGGGACUUCCAGUCAUUUGUCAAAGACUGCCUUACUAAAGAUCACAGGAAGAGACCAAAGUAUAAUAAGCUACUUGAACACAGCUUCAUCAAGCACUAUGAGACACUCGAGGUGGAUGUCGCCUCCUGGUUCAAGGACGUCAUGGCAAAGACCGAGUCUCCAAGGACUAGUGGAGUCCUGAGCCAACACCACCUACCCUUCUUCAGGUAGCCUCAUGGCAGCGGCCAGCCCCAAAGGGGCCCAGGGGCAUGGCCACAGGCCCCCCCUUUCCCACCUGGCCAACCCAGCUGCCAUCAGGGGACCUGGGACCUGGACGGCUGCCGAGGGCUGAGGACAGAGAGUAGGGGGUACCAAUCCACCUCUGGCUCCCUACCUACCAGCUGUGGACAGAAGAGCAUGCUGGUUCCUAAUCCUUCCCACUCGGGUCAGCCAGCUGUGCGAACCCAACCCCACCCCGACAGACACUGUGAACAGAAGACAGCAGGCCAUGAGCAGACUCGCUAUUUAUUCAAUCGUAACCUCUGGACUGGGGUGGUCCCCAGGGGCUGAGAGAAAGCCCCUUGUCCCUCUCCUCCAAACUCCCAGUGUCUGUCCCCUCCACCUUCUCUCACACAUGAUUGCUCUCCAUCUUUCCUUCUGUCCCCUCCCUCUCUCCCUCUGUCCCUUCCUUGUUUCCUUAUCUCCUUCCCAGCCUCCUUUGCCUCUGUCCUAGCCUAAGCCUGGGCCCAGCCACUCCUACCCUUUAGUGGAAGCCCCAGGUCCACCCAGGCCUCCUCAAGUCUUUGCCCCAGGAUGACUUUGUGGGCAUUGUGACUGCAGCCAAACCGGUUGCUGUCUCUGUGUCUGUCUGUCUCUCUCUUUGAUCUCAGGGGGUCCUUUUUGGAGUUUAUUGUAUUUUAUUGUACUCGGUGGGGUGUGGGGGGGAGGGGCUUGUCCUCAUGGGGUGUGUCAGUACCUUCAGAAACUUUUACCAAAGUAAUGUUUAGCUGCUUGUGGUGGGCCCCCUCUCCUCCACUGCCCUCAGGCUUUGGGGUUUGGACUGCUUGCUGCUCUUUGUCAGUUCUGGCCUACGAGAGACCAGGCUCAACUGGUGGAUCCUCACAUGGGACUGGGGACUGGUUAUACAGUCCGGGGUUCAGUAAAAGACCUCAGGUGGUGCAAAGGGAGACCAAGGGGACUCCGCCACACAGAUGGCCUUCAGGGAAGGGAUGUGAGG
Acomys russatus (golden spiny mouse) is the source of this 2387-nucleotide messenger RNA. RefSeq names its product mitogen-activated protein kinase kinase 7 (gene Map2k7). The transcript is spliced from 12 exons. Gene Ontology annotation, molecular function: ATP binding; protein kinase activity. The record is from RefSeq and is a predicted model, not a curated record. Bases 74 to 1381 code for a protein of 435 amino acids. Lineage: Eukaryota; Metazoa; Chordata; Mammalia; Rodentia; Muridae. Gene Ontology annotation, biological process: protein phosphorylation.